Molecule: messenger RNA, 549 nt
Organism: Dichotomopilus funicola
Lineage: Eukaryota; Fungi; Ascomycota; Sordariomycetes; Sordariales; Chaetomiaceae
Exons: 4
Coding region: 1-549 (182 amino acids)
Biological process (GO): protein N-linked glycosylation
Cellular component (GO): oligosaccharyltransferase complex; membrane
Source: RefSeq, a predicted model, not a curated record
AUGGCACCCAAACGUAACGCCCAAACCGCCCAUUCCGUCUCCCCGAUCCCCCCCACCCCCAAAUCCACCACCACCACCACAAGCACCAGCACAACCUCAACCACACCAACAAUCCCCACCUCCCUCCUCCCAGCCUCUCUCAAAUCCAACGCCGGCGCCGGCCCGGGGCCAUCAACCACUUCCCAAAGCAGUAGCACUUCUGGUGCGGGUGUACAAAACUGGGACAAGAUUGUGCAAAGCGUGUUGGCGCAGUACGUAGAAACCACGCCGCAGCGGACGAAGUUGUUGGACGCGUUCUUGGGGUUUUUGGUGGUGGUGGGGGGGGUGCAGUUUGUUUAUUGUGUUUUGGCGGGGAAUUAUCCGUUCAAUGCGUUCCUGUCGGGCUUCUCGGCGACGGUGGGGCAGUUUGUGUUGACGGCAUCGCUGCGCAUCCAGACGACCGAGGCGAACAAGGGGGAUUUCCCGGCCGUGUCGCCGGAGCGUGCAUUCGCCGACUAUGUCGUGUGCAGCCUGAUCUUGCACUUUUUCUGCGUCAACUUUAUCAACUAG